ACUUGCGCGCCAAAAUAAACAUUAGCAAGGAGUGUUUUUCCUGAGUCUAAGCCUUUAACGAAACGAUUUAAUGCUUGUUAAAGAGACUUACCUUUAAUGUGUAAUGGAAGAAAGUGAAAAUAAAAGGAUCCGAAAAUCUGUGAAUUAUGCAGAAGUGUUUGGUGAUUCCAAAGAUGAAGAUGACUUUGAAGAUUUUACACCACCUCCAAAGAAGAAGAAAGAAAUUGGUGAAAUGACAAAGAAAACAGGAGUUGGAGACAUUGAGAAGAAUAUGAAUGGCUAUCAUAGUGAUAAAGAGAAGAAAGAAAAGAGGGAUGAUAGGAAACCUGAAAAAGAAAGGUAUAGAGAUGGCAGGGAUAAAAAGGAGAAAGAAAAAAGUCGAGAUGGCAAGGAAAAAAAGGAGAAAGAUAGAAGUCGAGAUGAAAGGGAUAAAAAGGAGAAAGAUAAAAGUCGAGACAGUGACAAGGAUAGAGACCGACAUAGGCACAGAAGAGAUGAUAAGUACCGAGAUAAACCAGACAGAGAGAAAGAGAGAUCAAAACAUGAUAGAGAAAGGGAAAAUAAGGAAAGGAAAUACAGUGACGAUAAGAAACGGUAUUUAGAAAAGGAAAUUGACAAAAAAACAGAAGAAAGCAACAAGAGUAAAUUAGAUAAAAAUUCAACUUCACCAAUAUCUUUUAGUUGUUCUUUAACUUCCACCCAAAAAUCCCCUAGCAGAACAACUACUACUAAGAGACUAACUAUUGAAGAAAAAUUGUUUCAACGUGAAUUGGAUGCUGCCCUUGUAUUAUCGAGACUUGACAGUGGAGAUGCAACUGAUUUUGAAAAACAACCUGAUAAAAGAAAAAUGACAGUAGACACAAAAGCAAUAAAUAGGGCAGAAGGUUCAGUGUGCUCCAUGUUGCCCGAGUCAAAAGAUACUCUUGAAACCAAACACAGCACAUUGCCGCUCAGUGACUCUGUUCAAAACCAGGAUGCCGAGGUAAACAAGCAAAAGUAUCCAAUCUCUCCACAAGAUAAAUCUGCUAUAACAACAUCUGUUAUAACGGAAGAAGCAGCAGCACACACAGACUUGCUUGAAGUAACGAAACUUGAAUGUAAUGCAGGUAACAAAAACGAAGAACCCCAACCGUGCACAUCUGCAGGGAUUACUAGCAAGAGGCAGAGGAAGACGGUGGUAUUCAAAGAAGACACUGACUCUGACAGUUUUGAUGGAUUCAGUGAAGGUGCCAAUCAUGACUCAGACUUUUCAGAGGGAAGCGAUUUUGCACCAUCUCCAAAGAAGAAAAAAACUAGAGAGAGAAAAACUACAAAAAAUGGUAAAUCAUCAAAGUCAACUACUAAACCUGAAAAAAAUAAAGGUUCUAAUCUGAAAUGCUCUCCUAUCAGAAUAGCAACAACAUCUGCAGCAAAGGAAAACAAUGCACCUCAAGUACAGUCUCUGGCUGUCGUUCAAAACGUUUCUAAAGUAACUCCACAUCGAAACUCCUCUGCAGCGACCCCUCGUAGCCCUUUGGCAGUGACCCCUCGUAGCCCUUCUGCAGUGGCUCCUCGUAGUCCCCUCAUUGUGUCCAAAGAAAAAACAACCAACUCUUCCAGCACCUUUGCCAGAGGAAAGUCCAAAAUAACUGUCGAUUCAAAAACAGUUACCUCCCCAUCUUCUCCUGGAAUUCCUAGAGUGUCUGUUGGUUUAGUUAAAACUCCCUUUAGAAGUCCCUUACUCCAGUCUUCGGGGAACAGUAGUUCAAGUUCUUGCACUAGAUCAUCGCUCGGUAAUAACCGCAACACUGGACUAAGACUCGGACUGUCUCGGAGAACUAACGUUACACCUUUACAUCCCAGUGUGUCUGGAAAAUAGCUGAAAUAUUUUAUCACUUUUAAGCUUUACUUCCAAUAUUUAUUAAUUUUAUAUACACACUUUGAUGUAAAAUUACGUUUUUACCAUAUCUGUGCAAAUGACUGUUCCUGGUACUGUGAUUAGGAAAUAAUAAAUUAUAAAAAACAUUUCAAUUUGCAUACUGUAUUCUGUUGUACAAUAAUAAAUAAACAUAUUAGUGUAUAUGUUUCAUGAAAAUAUAUCUUUCUCAUGAAAACAUACUUCAUGUGAUAAGUAUACUGUAUUAAAAUAAAAAAUUUAAAUGGUAA
This is a messenger RNA of Procambarus clarkii (red swamp crayfish), 2145 nucleotides long. Its product is annotated as splicing regulatory glutamine/lysine-rich protein 1. NCBI's taxonomy places the organism in Eukaryota, Metazoa, Arthropoda, Malacostraca, Decapoda, Cambaridae. The record is from RefSeq and is a predicted model, not a curated record.